This is a messenger RNA of Elaeis guineensis (African oil palm), 564 nucleotides long. Its product is annotated as GATA transcription factor 3-like. Gene Ontology annotation, biological process: cell differentiation; regulation of DNA-templated transcription. Lineage: Eukaryota; Viridiplantae; Streptophyta; Magnoliopsida; Arecales; Arecaceae. Gene Ontology annotation, molecular function: sequence-specific DNA binding; zinc ion binding. The record is from RefSeq and is a predicted model, not a curated record. Gene Ontology annotation, cellular component: nucleus.
AUGACACUAUCGCAUCGUGUCUUCCAGUCUCUAUAUCUUGACGAGAGUUUGGAGCCAGACACAGAGGAUCCAGCCGAGGAGGAGCUGGCUGUUCCCAACGAUCCAUUGGACGAGUUAGAUUGGCAGACACCUUUAUUUGGUGACGUUACAAAUAUGUUACGAUCACUUCCAACACCAAAAAGAACUCAAAACAACGAUGUUUUGGAUCUGAGGCGAGAGAUUUGCACCAAGCGAGUGCCACGAAAGCCACGACGACAGUGUUCUGGAAGACGGAUAUGGUCUUUGGAACCACCUACGCUAUCAUGUUCUGGUGCUCGAGAAAAUAGUCGUAGCUGUAUUCACUGCCUUGCAACUGAUACGCCACAAUGGAGAGCCGGCCCUGCAGGACCUGGAACUCUAUGCAACGCAUGUGGAAUCAGAUUCAAGUCCGGACGACUGUUGCCGCAGUACCGGCCAUCAACCAGCCCCACGUUCAAGGGCCGCCUCCACUCGAAUCGGCACAAGAAAGUUAUGAAGAUAAGGGAACAAAGCGGAGAUGCAGAUAUAGCAGAUUUGGACGUGUAG